Molecule: messenger RNA, 300 nt
Organism: Pelagomonas calceolata
Lineage: Eukaryota; Pelagophyceae; Pelagomonadales; Pelagomonadaceae
Source: the annotation of a GenBank genome assembly
GGCCCGAUGCUGCGGUCCGCGGAGACGCGGAGCCUCUGCGCGUCGUGGUUCGCGCCGCGGCGGCCGUGGUGCGUCGCCGGGCCCGGCCCGCCGGCCGACUGUCCGUGCGGCGCGCUCGACCUGUGCGGCGUGGCCGCGCACGUGCCCGAGGCCGUGCACGGACGGUCGUUCGUCGAGGCCGUGCACGCGCCGACGGGCGCGCGCGUCGCAAUCGACGCCCUCCACGCGCUGCGCGGCUGGGCGGCCCUGUCGGCUUCGCGCGACGCCGCCGGCGCGUUCGCCAGGUGCGAGCGGUCGCCG